GAGCUCCGUUUGAACCAGAGUCCCGCCGCAGAGACAAGUGUCAGGUUUCCUUUAGCAGUGAAGCUAAGCUAAGCUAACCGAGCUAACCGUUAGCAUCAGCAGCUCCUGGUUCUUUCAGCGGGCUGUGGAGCAGCAGCUCGGUGUUGGGGUGUUUGGGUGUUGGGGUGUUGAGGUGUUGAGGUGUUGGGGUGUUUACUCAGUUGUUGUGGAUCACUGAGUUAAUAGAGAGAGUUAGAGAGAGAGGAGGAGAUGAUGAGGGAGGCAGCGGACAGCUCAGUCUACCCGGCCAAGAGACUCCCAGCAGCGGCAGCAGCGGGGAGGAAGAGCCGCCAGAAGAAAAGCUCCAUCUGCAGGGUGAGUCUGGAGAAAGUUCUGGGGAUCAGCACAGUCAGCGGCAGCGGUUUGACCUCUGACCCCAAAUCUGGGCUCAUCGCCUACCCUGCAGGGUGCGUCAUCGUGCUGCUUCACCCGAAGAAGAACAAACAGAGUCACAUCAUCAACACGUCCAGGAAGCCCUUCAGUGCUGUGGCGUUCUCCCAUGAUGGAAAGCACCUGGUCACUGGUGAGAGUGGUCACAUGCCCUGUGUGCGGGUGUGGGAGGUGGACGGAGGUCAGGUGGCCGAGGUUCAGUCUCAUAAAUACGGCGUUUCCUGCGUGGCGUUCUCCACCAACAGCUGCUACAUCGUCUCCGUGGGAUACCAACACGACAUGACUGUUAGUGUGUGGGACUGGAGGAAAGGUUCCAUCAUCGCCUCCAACAAAGUGUCCAGCAGAGUGCUCGCCGUCUCCUUCUCUCAGGACAACAGCUACUUCGUCACUGCAGGAAACCGACACGUCAAGUUCUGGUACCUGGACGCCUCCAAAGAACGACGGGUGAACAGCACUGUGCCUCUGAUUGGUCGAUCGGGGUUGCUAGGCGACCAUAAGAACAGCGUUUUUAGUGGGGUGGCAUGUGGGCGUGGCCUCAUGGCGUCCAGCACCUACUGCAUCACCAGCUCCGGUCUGCUUUGUCUUUUCAACAGCAGCCGACACCUGGAGGCCUGGGUCAACCUCAAGACGUCAUCGGCGAGCUGUCUGGCGGUCAGCGAGGACUUCAUCUUCUGUGGUUGUGCCGACGGCGCCGUCAGAGUGUUCAGCCCGUCCAACCUGCAGUACAUCACCACGCUGCAGCGACCUCACCGCCUUGGAGUCGACCUCACACAGAGCGUACAGCACGGCCUGCUACCUGCCAGUCCAGGUGCUCAGUACCCAGACACCUUGGCUGUGACCUUUGACCCCGCCGCCAGACAGCUGACCUGUGUGUACAACGACCACAGCGUGUACGUGUGGGACGUUAAAGACGUGAGGAACGCCGCCAAGCAGUACUCUGCUCUGUACCACAGCAGCUGUGUGUGGAGCGUCCAGGUGUACCCGGAGCUGUCAGACGUGUCUCAGGCCUGUCUUCCUCCGUCCUCCUUCCUCACCUGUUCAUCUGAUAACACCGUCAGACUCUGGCACACCGACCCCCCCACCGGACACCGGAACCUCUACAGCAACGACCUGCUGAGGAUCGUGUACGUGGGGGAGGACAUGCAGCACCUGCAGGCCGAGGGGGACAGGGGGGAGAGGGGGGGAGAGGCAGCAGGGGCUGAUGGGAAAGCUGGCAUCAGAGUGCUGGGGAUCAGUCCUGAUGGACAACACCUGGCAGCCGGAGACCGCUGUGGAAACCUGCGGAUCUUUGGUCUGGAGUUUCUGGACGAGCUGGUGAAGAUUGAGGCUCACGACUCGGAGGUGUUGUGUCUGGAGUUCUCCCCAACGUCCACAGGUGUGAAGCUGUUGGCGACGGCCAGUAGAGAUCGACUGAUCCACAUCUUCAACCUGGAGAAGAACUACAGUCUGGAGCAGACUCUGAACGACCACUCGGCCUCCAUCACCGCCGUCAAGUUCACCGGUGAGAGUCCAGAGGUUCAGAUGGUGAGCUGUGGAGCCGACAAGAGCAUCUACUUCCAGACAGCUGAGCAGACGGCGGAGGGUCCAUCGUUCUCCAGGAGUCACCACGUGGUUGAGAAGACGACGCUGUACGACAUGGACCUGGACUCAUCAAGGACCCACGUCGCCAUCGCCUGUCAGGACCGAAACGUCAGGGUGUACGACGUGGAAACCGGGAAGCUGAAGAAGUGUUUGAAAGGCUCGUCCAGUGAUGAAGGAGCUCUGCUGAAGGUUCAGAUGGAUCCGUCGGGGUCGUUCUUCGCCACCAGCUGCUCCGAUAAAAACAUCGCCAUCUUUGACUACGAGUCAGGAGAGUGCGUCGCCACCCUGUUCGGACACUCUGAGAUCGUCACCUGUAUGAGGUUCAGUCAGGACUGCAGACACCUCAUCACCGUGUCCGGAGACAGUUGUGUGUUUGUGUGGCGGCUGGACUCUCAGAUGACCAGCGCCAUGAGGAAGAGGCGGGGCCUGAAACUGACCGCCGCUCCCGAAACCGUCAGUCACAAGCAGCAGAACAUCAGGAGGGAGACCUUCAUCACCGGAUCCUCCUCUCAGCUGCCUCAGACGGAGGAAGACGAGGAGGAAGAGGCCGACCUCGGGACUCCAGCCAGACUGGACUCUGCUCACGAUGCUCAGCUGCUUCAGACCAACGGGAAGCUGCCCAUGUGGUUCAGGAAACUGCAGGGUCAGGGCGGAGCCUCCUCUGCUGUCCAAUCAGGCGCUGAGUCUCGUCGGCGGAGCCGCUGGGCGGAGCAGCUGAACCCUCUGACCAUCUGCUCCAACUUCUCCCCGAGUCCCACCAAGAGUCAGGAGGAGCAGGAGCAGAGAGAGGAGGAGGAGCAGAGAGAGGAGGAGGAGGAGGAGGAGGAGGAGGAGGAAGGAGACUUCCACCCUCAGAGUCUGGACAGUCUGCUGGGAGAGGAGGAGGAGGAAGAUGGAGAGGAGGAGAAGGAGGUGCUCCAGAAUCCAGAGGACAACCGGAGCAGCUACAUCCUCGACCCCACCAACACCUCCGACAGGCAGUUCGACGUGGAGGGCGUGGCCGACCCUCGGCUGGAGGUCAAAGGUCAGAGCGUGGAGCCGGUGUGGAGCACUCAGCUGAGUCCGGAUUCGGCGUGCUCAGAAGGCUCAGCAGGAAGUGUGGAUCAGCAGCAGGACGCGGACACCGACUCUCUGAGUCAGGGCAGCUCGGUGGGCUCUCUGGUCCUGGAGGACGACGACGACAGGAACUCUCUGAAGAACCACUUUGACACGCUAAGCGACGAGAAGUUCGACACGGACCUGAGGACUCUGCAGCCUCCGGAGGAGAAACACUACCUGAACCCCCGACUCAGCAUCUCCACCCGCUUCCUGUCCCGCUUCCAGGACAGAAUCAGGGCGUGGCCGAGCCGAGCUCCGCCUCCCGUCUCCAUCCCGACCAGCAUCUCAGAGGAGAGCAACGUCAGCAACACAUCGCUGAACUCUGAGACGAGCAGCGAGGUCACCUCAACAGAGACGACUCAGAGAGAAAACAACAACGGCGGCGGCGGCGGUGUGAGAUCCAACCCGUCGGUCCUUCGUCGUAGAGCUUCCUGCGUGAUUUCCCAUCAGCCCCUUCACCGCAAAGUACGCCGCCGCCGACACACCGUGGUGGUCGUCCAGUGCAGAGAAGCGCUGCGAGACGUCACCUCCAGCAUGGCGUCUGCAGUCCAGCAGGGGGGGACGCCGCCCCGGCUCGGGUACCUAGGAACCACAGCCAGCUCCAGGGCCAAACUGAGCCAGGACCAGGACCAGGAGGAGGAGGAGAACCUCCAGCCCCCUGCUGGUCUGGACCUCCAGAGCACCAGACCUGACCCGGAUCAGGACCAGAGCAGCAGUGUCGUUGCGUCGUCUCAGCUGGUGGCCACGCCCACCGAGGUGAUGUCACCAGGCGAAGUCGGGAGGGGGGGCAGCAGCAGCGUCGAGGAGACGCUGACCAAUCAAACCCUCACCUUUAGCCCCGCCCCCUCCGUCACUCCCACAGCCACGCCCACCGCCGCUGACGUCAUCAGGCAGGAGGAGGGUCCAGGAGGAUCCCAGACCAGAAUCCAGACUGAUCCAGGUUCAGGUGAUGACGAGUCGGUCAGUCUGCAGCAGGUUCAGCAGGUCGCCAACGAGCUGAGACAGACGGCGAGGAGAGCCGUACACCUCUACCAGCAGCUCGGUGUGGCGGUUGGCGGGUCGGAGCGCCGUCUUCAGAUGGCGUCCGUCCUGCAGGGUGCGUUUGAUGUCGUCCACUCUGAGCUGGCGGCGGUGCUGCGGGGGGGGGACGUACGAGGCGGCGGCGGCGGCGGCGGCGCCCCCUCCUCUGGUGGACCGGAGGACGACGGGACGAUGUCUCUGCUGGAGAGAUACUCUGAGCUGCUGGUCCAGAUGACCCAGAACAAACUGAACCGAAUCUGAACCAGGACCCGGUACGGAGGCUGUAAAGGGACCAGGACCCGGUACGGAGGCUGAACCGGGACCAGGACCCGGUACGGAGGCUGAACUGGGACCAGGACCCGGUACGGAAGCUGAAACAGGACAAACUUCACGUUAACGUGGGCCGGAUCAGUGUUUUACAUUUGAACGCACCUUAAGCUGGUUUUUAUAGCAGCAACAUGUUUUCUAUGUUUUUAAUCACCGUUUGUACAUAAACUAGUUUUAUUUGUUUCUUAAUAAUAAAAGUUCAAACUGUC
Messenger RNA from Sebastes umbrosus (honeycomb rockfish), 4664 nucleotides. RefSeq names its product WD repeat domain 62 (gene wdr62). Gene Ontology annotation, molecular function: protein binding. NCBI's taxonomy places the organism in Eukaryota, Metazoa, Chordata, Actinopteri, Perciformes, Sebastidae. The record is from RefSeq and is a predicted model, not a curated record.